Messenger RNA from Xyrichtys novacula (pearly razorfish), 14881 nucleotides. The record is from the annotation of a GenBank genome assembly. NCBI's taxonomy places the organism in Eukaryota, Metazoa, Chordata, Actinopteri, Labriformes, Labridae.
AUGUGGAUCUAUCUGGUAAGAAUUUCCUGACUAUUUACUCAUCAAAUAAAACACAAAAAGGAAAUUUGAAAGAAAAGGCUUCAGUAGGCCUGCUGUUCAUAUGCAGCUGGAAUAGCUCAAAUUCACGGGGGUGAUGUUUUCUUCUCUUUAAAUGAGGCUCAUUUCUGAUUGUGUUAAACCGUCUCUAUUAAAUUGUAGAAGUGUGAUGCAGUUUUCUAAAGUUUUAUAAGGAACAGCAUUUUUGUGAAGGCUACGAGGGUCAAAGCAGGACUGUCUGUGAAGAUGCUGGCGGCCAACUUGCUCCUCACCAUCUUGUUUCUUCCAGGUGAGCUUUUUUUUUUUUUUUUGCGCUUGGAGAUGUCCCUCUAAAAAAUCAUGUAAGCGCUCGCUGUGUGCACAUUGUGGUGAUACACAAUCUUUUGUUAAUCGUGUUUCUGGUUUUUCAGGUGCUGUGACUGGUUGUGGUUUACAUUCAGACCUCUUCAUAACUACACCGAAGAAUAUGAAAGCACUGAGUGGAUCUUGUUUGCAAAUCCCGUGUAACUUUAGUGCUAGUCAAGAGCAUGACUUUGGCCUGGGAAAAAUCUUUGGGGUGUGGAUCAAAAACAACCCCUAUUUUGGCGAAAAUCCAAAAAAUGUGGUUUUCAACAGUAGUGGGACAGUCCUAACCUAUCCGAUGAACAUCACCGGAAACCUCAGCCAGAAACAGUGCGCCACUUUAUUCUCUAAUAUGAGCUCAAUACAUACAGACAAAUACUUCUUCAGAAUCCACAGCAGCUCAUUGAGGGCAACGGAUAUUUGCAAUGCUCUUCAAAUAAGAGUUAUAGGUAAGAGACGUCAUCUAAAACAUGUAUUGACAGAGCUUUUUAAGAACUAAUGUUUAUCAAGUGAUGAUUUUCUGUACUUUAAAUGACAGACACCCCUCCACCACCGAGCAUGGAGAUCCAAGGUGAUUUAAAGGAAGCAAAAUCUGUCAAUAUAAGCUGCUCCGCUUUCAUCCCCUGUCCACAAUCCCCUCCCAAACUCACCCUGAGUCUCCUCCAAGACUCCUACAAUACCAAGAGAAACACGGUGAAAAACGCUGAUGGAACCUUUACAGCUCAAAUCUGGAUGAGCGUCACUCUGACGGAGAAACAUGAUGGAUACAGCAUCACCUGUUCAGCAGCCUAUCCUGUGGACAAAGGAAAAGAUGUCAAGAGAGUGAAUGAGACGAGGACUCUCAGUGUUUCAUGUAAGGAAACAAGAGUUUGUCUCUAGAUUCAAUCGCAUGUUUAAGCUUUUUUAUUAAAACUCCUGAUUUCUCUCAGAUUCUCCCAAAAACAUCACAGCCUCCAUGAGUCCAUCAAGUUUGGUGUCUGUGGGUACCACAGUGACCCUGACCUGCUCUAGCACAGCUAAUCCUCCUGUCAAAAACUUCACCUGGUUCAAGAUCAGCAACCCUUCACCCAUGAAUGUGUUUGGUGGAAAGAUUUACAGCUUUAAUGCAACAGAAGGAGGAGUUUAUUACUGUGAGGCCACAAAUGAUCUUGGAAGUGGAAGAUCACCGCAGAUUAAUCUCUAUAUUGAAGGUAAAUAUCACAGCUGACUUGUUUUCUAUCUGGAUGGUUCCAGUUUAGAUAUUUCACACCUCUCUCUCUGUGGUUUCUGAUUUGGCUGAUUUUUCUGAGCAGGAGGAACUGGUAGAUCUAUGAGCGUAGCACUUCUGGGGGGGAUCAUUGCGAUCGUCUUGCUCAUCUGCCUAGUCGUCAGCAUAAUUAUGUAAGUUUCACCGAUGGAAGGAGAUCAAGUUGAGUUUGAGCGAUGGUCCAUAUUUCUCACUGGUGGUUUAUUUUUGCAGCGCCGUCAUGUUGUGGAGGAAGUUGAAAUCUGCUGAGUCAUCUCAACAGAGUCUGGUAGGAAACUAUGAGAAACUCUGCAAACCAGAAAACCAGAAAUCCACAUUUCUGUCCUCUCACAUUCUGGCGUGUUUUUUUUUUUUUGCAGUACCAAACGGGCGAAGAGAUGGCUGCUGCAGAGCCGAGAAGGCGGACAGAUGAGGAAGAAGAUGGCAUUCACUACGGAGUGAUUGACUUCUCAAAGCGAAGACCUAACCCGUCCUACAACCAGGACAGUGGACAGCAGCAGGAGACGCUGUAUGCGCAGGUCAAAGGUUCAGGUUCUAGACAAGCUUCUGUUAGCCCAGAUGAUCUGUACGCUCAAGUCAGGAGACACUGAACCGUGGAAAAGAAAGCUGUAGGAAAGAAAAGCUUGAACAGAAUUUUCUCUUAUUUUAUCUUUAAGUUAUGUUGUGACUGAAAUGUUCCUGCAUCGUGGAAAUAAAAAUGCUGUUUCUGCUACAGUGCAGUGAAGGGAAGUUAAAAAUGAUGUCUCCUUUAGCCUUUUUAUAGAAGUAUGUGUGCCACUGUUGUAAUGUUAAGAGUGUUUUCUUGUCAAAUUAACACAAAAGUGGAAGUCAGGAUGAAAUCCAUACUUUGACCUUGUGUCACGCAGCUGUGAAACACACAGAUGGAUCAGAAUGGGUUUUAAAUUAGAGACUGGAGACUUUUAGAUGCUGGGACUUGUUCUACAACUGCGCCACCUAGGGGAGGACGUCUAUUCCUGAGAGACCUGUAACCCCUGUGACCCAUCUUGACUCCAUCCAGUGUAUCAAACACAUGCAUCUUGAAGACAAGGUUAUCCUGAGUUUGUUUCCCCUUUUUUCAAACUCACUGACUAGAUGACUGUAAUGCUUUGGUGAUUCUUGCUGCAUGCAUGAAUAACUGGGUAAAACACACAGGCCUGUAAUAGGUCACAUGAUGAAAAAAGUAUUUGCAUGAGGCUGUAAACUUAACUGAGUAGGAUGCAGGCAGGUCAUAAACUUGUGAAGCAGCUAAAGCUGAGUCGAUCUACACUGAGGGUCUUGCUGUUCUGCUGAAACUGAGGUAUUGUAAUUUUAUGUCAAAUUUCUUUUUCAGCUGAAACUUUUUUAUUAUUUUUUCCUAAUUUGGUGAGUUCUUCUUUUAAUCGUGAAAGUAUAUUUGUUUUUAUUCUGUUUGAAUAAACUGUCUGAACUGCUUUAUUGUGAUUUUGUACUUGAGUGAAUGUUAAAAAUUGAUACAGCUGAAGAAAAUGAGGCCUGCUUGGAUGAAGACACUGAAAAGUAAUUUUCCUUUUCAUAAACCCAGAUGACGAGUGCUAUUUCAGUCCUGUCUGUGGAUAUGAUGCUAGCCUACAUUUUGCUGAGCGCCUUCUCGCUCUCAGGUGAGCUCUGUUAUUUUUAGUCACUUUUAAUCAUUCACAGUUCGACUUAAUUUGACAUCCCACAAGGAAGAAAGGCCAGUGAUGAUAAGAUAAGGUGUACUUUUUGCGGUUUCACACUUCUAUAACUAAACAAAGUAGAAUACUCUGCGCCGGUGCCACUUUUUGGGCAUUUUUUCAAUCAGGAGUCGUGAUUAUGUUGUUAUUGCUAGGCACAGGUCAAUGAAAAGACGGUGGGAGGUAUUUGGAUAAUCCAUCUGUUGACACUCAUAUUAGUAAAAAGUCAAAAGUGUGCUGUUCUGUCAUCAACAGUUUUCACUUUGAUCGGAGAGUCCUAACGCAGACUGAUAGUUUGGGAAGUUGCUAAAAUACGACUGGCAUCGUUUCAUGCCGUGUUUAUAAAUGAAUCUUGCAGCGACAGAGAUGACUCACCAGUCUGAAAACUUCAUCCAAAAAAUACAGAUCACAGAUUCACAGAUCAGACCGUCUUUGGCAGACGGUUUCGCUUCUUUCAUUUCAAUAAUAAAGCCAGAACAAACACACAUUGUGGCUUCUCCAGUUGAAAUGAUGCGGUAUCGAGUUUUAUUUUGCAUGCCACACUCUGUGUUUAUGUCUAAUGUAUGAUAUGUAAAUCAAUUGUGUUUCACAGGAACUUCAGCCAGCUGUGGUCUGAAUUCAGCUCUCUUCAUUACCACACCUCAGAAGAUUGAAGCUCUGAGUGGAUCUUGUUUACUUAUCCCGUGUAACUUCAGUGCAGAAAGGAACUACGACAACAACCUAGAGACCUUUGCUAUGUGGAUUAAAGACAACACUAAUCUUAGAAAUAUAGUUUUUAACAGUGAUGGGACAGUCAACCGAUAUAACAUGAAUCUAACCGGAAAUAUGAAGGAGAGAAAUUGCACCACUCAGUUUCUCAACUUCGAAACAGAAUAUCCAAAAAAAUAUCAUUUCAGAAUCCAGAACAGGGAGUUUAGGGCGACAGCUGUGUGUGAUCCUGUUGUGAUAACAGUUAAAGGUAGGAGGGAUUUCAUUUUCAUUAAACGGGUUUAAACUUUUACUGUGUUAUGAUUUGGUUAAAAAAAAACAUCUUUAUUUCGUUUGAUCCCACAGAUUCUCCUCCCAGUCCUGUGAUCAAUGUUUUAGGGACGUUAAAGGAGAAAGAGGAUCUCACUGUAACCUGCUCAGCUUUUACUCCCUGUCCAAACUCCCCUCCUAAACUCAUCUGGAAUCUCCUGAAAGACUCUCAUAACAACUUGGAGGGAAACACAGAUGGGACCUAUACAGCUCAAAUCCAAGAGAACAUCACUCUGACGGACAAACAUGACGGAUACAACAUCACCUGUUCAGCCACAUAUCCUUUGAAUGGAGGAAAAGAUAAUAAGACAGCAGAGGAGACGAGGACCCUCAGUGUUUUGUGUGAGAUGACCAGAGUUGUUCUUGCUUCCAGUCAGAAUAUAAUGAGCUGUUUUGAAUUAAUUUGCUGUAUCUUAUAUUAUUUCCCAGAUUCUCCCAAAAACACCACAGCGUCCAUGAGUCCACUAGGUUUGGUGUCUGCAGACGCCACGGUCAACCUGACCUGCUCCAGCAGAGCCAAACCUCCUGUCAGAAACUUCACCUGGUUCAAGAUCAGCACAGGUGGACCUUUAAAAGUAUCUGAAGGAGACUUUUACAGCUUUAACGUUGCAGAAGGAGGAGUUUAUUACUGUGAGGCCACAAAUGAUCUUGGUAAUGAAGCUUCAUCAAAGGUGAAGGUGACUAUGAAGGACGAAGGUAAUCUCCAUUAUGACUUCUACAAACUAAUGCAGCUUUUUUCAGUUUUGAUUUGCAGUUCUGUUGCUCUAUGUUCAUCCUUAAAGGGAUAUUCUGGUGUAAAAUUAAGUUUGGGUCAAACACACCGUAACAGCUAGUUAGACACCCCGUCGAGAGAUGAAUGUUGCCGACUGCUUGCUUCUCUAGUUAAACCAACUUUAGUAACGACCGCACGAUAGCAAUACAGAGAGCCACACACCCAACCAAAAAGCCUCUCUAUAACCUCAAAUAAUGCUCAAUGUUCUUCCUUGAGCUGCGUCACCCCGCAGCAGUCUGUAAUGGACUGAACAGUUUUCACUUUGAUCGGAGAGUCCUAACGCAGACUGAUAGUUUGGGAAGUUGCUUAAAUACGACAGGCAUCGUUUCAUGCCGUGUUUAUAAAUGAAUCUUGCAGCGACAGAGAUGACUCACCAGUCUGAAAACGUCAUCCUAAAAAUACAGAUCACAGAUUCACAGAUCAGACCGUAUAUCUGUGGCAAACAGUUUCAGUUCUUUCAUUUCAAUAAUAAAGCCAGAACAAACACACAUUGUGGCUUCUCUAUUUGAGAUGAUGCGGUAUCGAGUUUUAUUUUGCAUGCCACACUCUGUGUUUAUGUCUAAUGUAUGAUAUGUAAAUCAAUUGUGUUUCACAGGAACUUCAGCCAGCUGUGGUCUGAAUUCAGCUCUCUUCAUUUCCACACCUCAGAAGAUUGAAGCUCUGAGUGGAUCUUGUUUACUUAUCCCGUGUAACUUCAGUGCAAAGAGGGACUACGACAACAACCUAGAGACCUUUGCUAUAUGGAUUAAAGACAACACUAAUCUUAGAAAUAUAGUUUUUAACAGUGAUGGGACAGUCAAACGAUAUAACAUGAAUCUAACCGGAAAUAUGAAGGAGAGAAAUUGCACCACUCAGUUUCUCAACUUCGAAACAGAAUAUCCGAAAAAAUAUUAUUUCAGAAUCCAGAACAGGGAGUUUAGGGCGACAGCUGUGUGUGAUCCUGUUGUGAUAACAGUUAAAGGUAGGAGGGAUUUCAUUUUCAUUAAAAGGUUUAAACUUUUACUGUGUUAUGAUUUGGUUAAAAAAAAACAUCUUUAUUUCAUUUGAUCCCAGAUUCUCCUCCCAGUCCUGUGAUCAAUGUUUUAGGGAAUUUAAAGGAGAAAGAGUCUCUCACUGUAACCUGCUCAGCUUUUACUCCCUGUCCAAACUCCCCCCCUAAACUCAUCUGGAAUCUCCUGAAAGACUCUAACAACAACUUGGAGGGAAACACAGAUGGGACCUUUACAGCUCAAAUCCAAGAGAUCAUCACUCUGACGGACAAACAUGACGGAUACAACAUCACCUGUUCAGCCACAUAUCCUUUGAAUGGAGGAAAAGAUAAUAAGACAGCAGAGGAGACGAGGACCCUCAGUGUUUUGUGUGAGAUGACCAGAGAUUGUUCUUGUUUCCAGUCAGAAUAUAAUGAGCUGUUUUGAAUUAAUUUGCUGUAUCUUAUAUUGUUUCCCAGAUUCUCCCAAAAACACCACAGCAUCCAUGAGUCCACUAGGUUUGGUGUCUGCAGACGCCACGGUCAACCUGACCUGCUCCAGCAGAGCCAAACCUCCUGUCAGAAACUUCACCUGGUUCAAGAUCAGCACAGGUGGACCUUUAAAAGUAUUUGAAGGAGACUUUUACAGCUUUAACGUCGCAGAAGGAGGAGUUUAUUACUGUGAGGCCACAAAUGAUGUUGGCAAUGAAGCUUCAUCAAAGGUGAAGGUGACUAUGAGAGACAGAGGUAAUCACCGUUAUUACUUCUACAAACUAAUGCAGCUUUUUUCAGUUUUGAUUUGCAGUUCUGUUGCUCUAUGUUCAUCCUUAAAGGGAUAUUCUGGUGCAAAAUUAAGUUAGAGUCAAACACACCGUAACACCGAGUUAGACACCCCGUCGCAAGAUGAAUGUUGCCGACUGCUUGCUUCUUUAGUUAUACCAACUUUAGUUACAACCGUACGAUAGCAAUACAGAGAGCCACACACCCAACCAAAAAGCCUCUCUAUAGCCUCAAAUAAUGCUCAAUGUUCUUCCUUGAGCUGUGUCACCCCGCAGCAGUCUGUAAUGGACUAACCCGGAGGUCUGCGUACAAACAAGCACCUGCUGGAAGAGAGUAGGUGAGUUGUGUUAAGUCUCUUUGCUAAAGAAAUCAGGCAAAGUUAAAAAGAUGUUUGGUGGCUAGUACUAUGACCGGGACACUGUAUGUACUGUUGAUGAAGUUAGAUGCUGUUCUGAGCAUUAUUUGUCUCUCAGGGAGGUGUCUAAUUCAGCCAACUCCUGGCUGGCUCGCCACUUGUAUGGUAGAUUCCAUAGAUGCAAAAGGUGCAAAAAUGAACCACCAGACGACAGAUCCAGUUGGCAGCCUCUCGCAGGAUUUGUCACAGUUAAAGCAUCAACCACAAUGUCAUGACAAUUCAGACGGACAACAGAAGCUGAAUAAUCCCCCAACAAUUCUCCCUAGAACUCUUUCUUAUAAGAGCUCCAAUGACGUCAGUAGUAGUUAUCUUCCCGUAAGUGUAUUUUAAAUUGGUGUCUGACAGCCAACAACGUGAAUUCUAUAAACAUGUUUUGCUCGCUGGCCGGCUCUGCCAAAUUUCCCGUCGAAAUCUGGCAGAGUCAUGUGUGACAAGUUCAGGUCGACAUGAUCUCUCCUGCAUCCUGUAUUGCAACACUUUUUGCUCCAACAUGUUACGAUGUGUUUGACUCUAACUUAAUUUUACGCCGGAAUAUCCCUUUAACAUCAGCAGUGUUGCAGGCCUUAUUUACCUUUUACUGUUUUUCUCCAUCAGGUUUUGCUUCUACCUCAUUUAAAUGGGGGGCAAUCCUCGGAGGUAUAUUCGGGAUCAUUGUUAUCAUCUGUCUGGUCAUCCUUGUUUGGUAAGUAUCACAAAGCUCAUGACUCUGUUUUUGGCUCUGUGAGCGAUCAUUUUAUCUUAUGUGAAAGUGACUAACUUAACAAUCUCUCAUGGCUCACAGGCGUCUCAAAUCUGAAGGUCAGACUCCACCGGAGCCUCAGGUAGGGAAAAACGACAGCUUGACAGGACUGUGUUUGACAUUUGUUCUCAUCAGCCUUCUUUUUACUACCAUCUCAUUUCAUCCACUUACAAUCAUCAGCCAUAACAUUUAAACCAGUGGUUCUCAACUGGUGGGUCCCGACCCAAAAGUGGGCCGCGGACACCUUCUGGAUGGGUCACAAACAGCUGGUCAAAAAAGUAAAUAUUUGAUGCGAUAUUUAUUAGAUAUUUGAUUUUUUUCAGUAGUUGUCCUCAUGUUGUCCCCUUCAUGUGCUUUGAAAUGCACUUUACUCAAUAAAACAAGUGGAUUUAUGUUAAAGAUUAGAGUCUUUAAAGUUUGGUUUUAGCAAAAAUACAUUUUCUUGGUUUAAAUUCUAUAAAAGUGGGUCACGACUUAAGGACCAUUGGAAAAUGUGGGUCCCAGAGUGAGACCAGUUGAGAACCACUGAUUUAGACCACCUGUCUAGAGAUGUUCAGGUCCUUCUCCCCUCAGACUAGCCCCAAGGAUCAACACUGGCAGCUCUGUCAAAGUUGCUCAGAUCCUACCUCCAGAGAUAACAGAUAUCUGCUUCGCCUGUCAGUGGUCAUAUGUGAUCACUGAUUGGUUUGAAUUAAGUCUUAAGUGAUAUAUAUUCACCUCUGAAUUCUUCUUAUGUGAUUUUAUUCAGGUCCAAACAGGUGCAAGGGUGUCCACUGAAGAACCUGUGAUAAAAACAGACCCAGAAGAAAGUAUUCAUUACUCAGAGAUAAAUUUCUACAAAAUGAGACAAGGACCAUCUUCUGAAAGAGGACCUCAGGAGAACACAGUGUACGCAGAGGUCAGAGCGUCUCACACACAAAACCAAGAACAGACUGCUGACAGCUCAACAGACCUCUAUGCUCAAGUCAGGAAACCCAAAACCGGACAACUGACAUGAAGGGAACAUUUUGAGAAGUUACCAGAGACAUAAAUAUAUCAUAACAGAGGAACUUCCUCUUGCUUUACCAUAGAUAAAAUAAGGAACUCAUGGCCACUUUCUUACAAUGCAUGAGUUCUCAUAUUCUUUCAUUGCCAGAUCAUUUAAAAACCAAAUUUCAGGGGGGGUAAUUCAGUUUUUGGUAGAGACUAAAGUAAAUCCACAGAUCCCCCUGAAAGCCUCUAGGAGCUGCUGGUUCUCUCACUGCAUUUUCAGUCUUGUCCUUGUGCAGCUUUUUGUCAUCACGGCCUGCGUCUGUGGAGAAGACCUGACAGCAAACUAAAUACCAACCUUUUAGUCUGUAGUCAUACUGCUUUUUAUCUAAUUCUUAUAUUGUCUUGACUUCUUAGAGUUUUAUAAUGCUAUCUAGUAUUUUUUAUGGUAUUUUAUUCAUUUUUAUGUUGUAUUUAUUAUACUUUCUUCUAAAUCUGCUAUCUUGAAUUUAAACAUUUUAAUCAAUCAUAUCAUAAACUCUUCAAGACUGAAGAGUUUUGAUUUAUUUGAAUGAUUGUUUUUGUAUUUAAAGCCAUUUUGUUGAAUGAAAAGUGCAAUGCAAAUAAAGUCUGAUUGAUCAACUGAUUGAUUGAUUGAUUUAACGUGUUUAUCGUGCCAUGAUCAAACCUGGAUCAACUUCUGAGAUGUUUGUUUAUAAAAACCACAAGUCUACACUUCAGUGCUGAUGCUCCUGUGUGCUUGUCUGGUGAAUAAGUGAUUGAAGUCUGGUUUCCUUCUUAUCUGAAGCGUUCAAAUCAUCACAUGAAGAUAGUGGUGGUAGAACUGGGACAGCCUGGUUUGAUAUGAGUCUGAUGUUGUGUAACUGCAACACUGUGGUGCAUUCAGCUCUUAAGUAUUUGCAUACCUGGUCAUGUCGUCAGGUACUUGCUGUGUGAUAAUGCAAAAUUGUUUCCUUGUCUUUCUAGCAAAGUAAUUUUCAUAAUUCGAUGGCGCUGUUUAUGCCACAGUGAAGUUCCCCUCUGUGUUUCAGUGUCAGUAAAAAAUCAGAUAACUUUCUGAUUCAACUAAAGCUUGGUGCGACUCAUCUGUUACACAGUGGGCUGGGUUUCAUUUUGAUCUGAGCCCUUUACUGGUUUCACCUCCCUCUCUCUCUGCUCGUCUGAACUGUUAAAAAAAACCUUUCACUUCCCCAAAAAAUAGACCAAAGAAUUAAUUGAAAGGAAGGAUAUAACAAAGGUGACUUCCUCAUUUGUGGGGUACAAGCACACAGGCUGGAGACUUUGUGUAAUUCAGUAGCACCACAGGAAGAUAACCGGUCAGUCUUGGUUCUGCUUUAGUUUACUUACAGGCUGAUUUAAAAGUAUUUUUUUUCUUGGAUCAAGCGUCCUGCGGCUUGUUUGGUAAGUUCAACAGUUUAUGAGGAAUACCAGAAAAAAACACAACUAGAGACAGCCUGUUUUUUAAAUCCAGGUGAUGAGUCUGAUUGCAGUUUGGUCGGUUAAAGUGGCGACAGCCAACAUGUUGAUGCUUCUUCUCUUUAUGUCAGGUGAGCUGUUCUUUCAGUCACUUCACUCUGAAGCUUUUAAUUUAUUUUAUUGUGCUGUGCUUUUAUUUUGAAACACUUAAUGUCACUCAUGAGUGUGGUUUGCAGGUGUUUUGACUGACUGUCCUUCACGUACACACCUCUUCAUGAACUCACCGCAGAGGAUGGAAGGACUGGUUGGAUCUUGUUUGCAAAUCCCAUGUGACUUUACAACAAGUGGAACUGCUGAGUUUGACAACAAAAAAGAAGUGUUUGGUUUGUGGUUCAAAGAAAAACGAGAGACCACUAGACCAAGAAAUGCUGUUUUUAGCAGUAAAAACACAGUUCAGGAAUAUCCGAUUAGUAUAAUUGGAGACCUGCCAGAGAAAAACUGCACCACUCUGUUCUCCAGAUUAACCGAUUUAACGGCAUUAUUUCCUGGAGUGUACUACUUAAGAAUCGAGAACUUGCCGUACAGGGCAACAGCCAUAUGUGAUCCUCUUCAUAUAACAGUAACAGGUAAGAUAACUUUGUUUUCUUUCACUCAGGCUCUAAUAUUAUCACUGUGAAGAAAAACAGUUAAAGCUUUGGUCUGAGCAGCAUCUCAUUAUAUUUAACAGUUUGGUCUAAAUGCUUGUUAUUCACUGAUUCUCAUAUAUUCAUACAACAAAUACUGAACAGUACAACCUUAACAGCAGAUGAGCAAAGAGGUGUUGUGUUGUGUUGUGUUGUGUCAGCUUUUGGGUUCCUCAAAUUUGUGUGAAAUCUGUUCAAAAAAAUCUUGAUCCACAGACUCUCCUCCGAGUCCCACAAUAAACAUCCCAGGCAAUCUGAUGGAGGCGGAGUCUGUCACUGUAACCUGCUCAGCUCUUACACCAUGUCCGCAACUCCCUCCUAAACUCACCUGGAAUCUCCUGAAUAACUCUCGCAACAACAUGGUGAAAAACAAUGAUGGCACCUUUACAACUCAAAUCCAGGAGAUCAUCACUUUGACAGACAAUCACGAUGGAUUCAACAUCACCUGUUCAGUCGCAUAUCCUGUAAAUGGAGGAACAGAUUUCAAGACAGCAGAGGAGACGAGGACCCUCAGUGUUUUUUGUGAGACAACCAGAGUUCAAUAUUGAUUUCUGAUCAUUUAUAAUCGUUCACCUUUUUAUUUAAUCUCAGUUUUUCUCUCUUUUUUCUCAGAUUCUCCUAAAAACACCUCCCUGUCCAUCAGCCCAUCAUCUUCUGUGUCAGCAGAAACCACCGUUAACCUGACCUGCUUCAGCAGAGCCAAACCUCCUGUCAGAAACUUCACCUGGUUCAAGAUCAGCACAGACGGACCUUUAAAAGUAUUUGAAGGAGACUUUUACAGCUUUAACGUCACAGAAGGAGGAGUUUAUUACUGUGUGGCAACAAAUGAUGUUGGCAAUGGAACAUCAGCAACAAUCAAACUGACUGUAAAUGAAGGUGAUCACUGGUUACUUCCCCAAAUGUCACACACUUUUCUAUUUCCUGUUCAGCUGCUUUACUGUUGCAUGUGUUUUGUGUGUCUGUUUAUUGAGGCAUGCUGAAGAGCACUUCUCUGUCUUUAUAUCAGUCAUAUUGAUCAUGCCUUCAUUACUCUGACUCUUCUGUUUUAUUCUGGCUGUUUUUUUCUACUAGAAUUCUCUGGUAUCCCUCUGAAAUUGGAGGCAAUCCUCGGAGGUAUCCUUGGCAUCCUUGUGGUCCUCUGUCUAGUUGUCUGUUGUUGGUAAGUAUCACAAAGUGUAUUACUUGUUAAAUCCUGAAAUCCUGAAAAAAUUAUUAUUAAUCAGAUUCUGUUUUAUGGGUCAAAGGUGUUUGAUAUCCAAACGGCGGACUUCACAACAGACUCAGGUAACAAAAUGUAAAACUUGCAGUGAAUUAAUAUGGAAGACGAUAACAGCCGAGGCUUUUGAAAACAUUGACAGCUCGCUCAACUCUGCACAUGUGUAUUAUACUUAAAGGGAUAUUCCGGUGUAAAAUUAUUUAGGGUCAAACAUACUGUAACACAGAGUUGGACACCCCCUCGAGAGAUGAAUGUUGCCGACUGCUUUCUUCUCUAGUUAUACCAACUUUAGUAAUGACCUCACGAUAGCAAUACACAGCGGUCUGAGGAUCCAUAAACAAACCUCAACCAAAACGCCACUCUAUAGCCACAAAUAAUGCUCAGAACAGCACCUAACUUCAUCAACAGGACAUAUAGGGUCCCAGCCACAGUACUAGCCACCAAACAUCUUUUUAACUUUGCCUGAUUUCUUUGGCAAAGAGACUAAACACAACUCACCUACUCUCUUCCAGCAGCCGCUUGUUUGUAGCAAGACCUCGGGCCAGUCCAUUGACCACAGUGGGGGGACACAGCUCAAGGAAGAACAUUUAUGAUCAUUACUUUAUCAUUUCCCUGAAGUAAUAAUCAUCAUAUUAAUCAUUUUGCACUGCAGACACAGUAGUUCGUCUGCCUUAGCAUCUCAGUCUGAUUGCAUUUCCAUAAAGACAUGAUCAUAAAUGUUCUUCCUUGAGCUGCCCCAGAGGUCUCCCUACUAACAAGCGGCUGCUGGAAGAGAGUAGGUGAGUUGUGUUUAGUCUCUUUGCUGAAGAAAUCAGGCAAAGCUAAAAAGAUGUUUGGUGGCUCGUGCUGUGGCACAGACCCUAUAUGUACUGUUGAUGAAGUUAGGUGCUGUUCUGAACAUUAUUUGUGGCUAUAGAGUGGCGUUUUGGUUGAGGUUUGUUUAUGGCUCCUCAGACCGCUGUGUAUUGCUAUCGUGCGGUCGUUACUAAAGUUUGUAUAACUAGAGAAGCAAGCGGUCGGCAACAUCCAUCUCUCGACGGGGUGUCUAACUUGGUGUUCUGGUGUGUCUAACCCUAAAUUGAUUCUAUGCCGGAAUAUCCCUUUAAACCCUUUUUUCACAUUCUCCUGAUAAGACAUUCACGAUAAAUAAUACAUUUGACUUUCAAAAUUGAGCAAGACAAGAUAUUUUUAUCAAAAUAAGCUUUGAAAACUUUAGUCUGAAAUCAAUUGUUCAUUGUGCCUCCAGUUCAGGGUUUACUUUAAUUCUCUUCUUCUCUGAUUUAUUACUUCAUUCAGAGUCAAACAGUUGAACAGUUUUCUGUCAAAACUCAUACACAUUAUGGAGAGAAUAUAAUCCUCGAGCAGACACCAAAACCCUCUUCUGACUCAGCGGAGGACACCGUGUAUUCAGAGGUCAAAGCGCGUAACACAACAAACAACCAAACACAGGCGGCUGACGGCGUGGAGGAUCUCUAUAUGAAUGUAAGGAACACAGUUGAUGCAGUUGUAGAGACGACACACGACACUUAAGGAACAGUAAAUCUGGAGUCAGUUCUUUGCUGUAACAAAGUCUUCUAUAUUAAGGGCUGUCAAAAUAUUAGAUUUUUCGCCUCAGCAUUAGAGAGACCAAAAAUAUCACAAUAUGAUAUUAUAGCUUUUACUUUUUCAAGAGAAAGCUACUUCCUGUAAGUGAGUCUAACAUGUUUUAACUAGUUUAAUUGAUAAGAGGCACAGGCUCCAAUAAUCAUGACUUAUCAAAAGUGCUGAAUCAUGUUUUAGAGCUGCUUUAAGCUAGUUGCUGCUCCAUCAUCAUCCCUACGAGGAUUCUUACACAUUUAAUCACACUGACCCAUCACUGCUCACAAUCACUGACUGUUAUAAGAACAGUCCCUGGGAUGAGACGCUCUAAUUUUAUUCAAUUAAAGCUACUAUAAGGAGUUUUUUAUGUUCAUGAAACAGACUGAAAUUCAUAUUGAUCCCUUUUCAUGAUAUUCUAAAGCAAACAAGAGCAUCAAGAACAAGAUUUGAAACGUGUUUAUCAUCAUUUUUAAUGUCUGAAAAUGGUUGAGGAGGUAGGUGUCAGCCAAGCAGCUGAGGAAACAGUCCGGUUUUUACAUUUUCCUGAUAAGACAUUCACGAUAAAUAAUAUAUUUGACUGUCAAAAGUGAGCAAGACAAGAUAUUUUGUCAAAAUAAGCUUUGAAUAACUUUAGUCUGAAAUUAGUUAUUCAUUGUGCCUCCAGCUUAGGGUUCACUUUAAUACUCUUCUUCUGUGAUUUAUUACUUCAUUCAGAGUCAAGCAGGCGAACACGCGUCUGUCAAAACUCCUGCAGAAAAAACAAAGGGAGAAGAGAAAGAAGGAGAAGGAGAAGACCCCAUCCAUUAUGGAGAGAUAGUAUUCCUCGAGCAGAGACCGAAACCCUCUUCUGACUCAGCGCAGGACGCAGGACACCAGCAGGACACAUUGUAUUCAGAGGUCAAAGUGCGUAACACAACAAACAACCAAACACAGGCGGCUGACGGCGUGGAGGAUCUCUAUAUGAAUGUAAGGAACACAGUUGAUGCAGUUGUAGAGGCGACACACGACACUUAA